Molecule: messenger RNA, 2862 nt
Organism: Chilo suppressalis (striped riceborer)
Lineage: Eukaryota; Metazoa; Arthropoda; Insecta; Lepidoptera; Crambidae
Source: the annotation of a GenBank genome assembly
CGAGACGAUUGUUUUGUCAAACAAGUCCGACGAUUGAAUUUUAAUAAAAUAAUAUUAUACGUGUUGAAAUAUAAAUAAUAUGUUAAUAAUUCUACUUAUAUAUGUUUAACACCAUCCUUUUGUAAGUUUAAUAUUCCAGAUAUGUUUCAAAGCAAAUUAGAUAACAUUUUGGCAUUUUUGAUCAUUAUCAUACACUCGCGCGUCUUGAUUCACUUUUCUGAGUUUCGUUAAUCGUAACCUAUUUGUCUGUUCAUUCUUUAGAAUCUAUGCACGGCUAAAGACCUCAGUAGUCAGGGCCGCUGAAACAAAAAUCCAAGUAUCUGCACAGAUGACUCAGAUUAUAUUUAAAAAGUUAUCUGUGUGCUCAGCAGACACAUCUCGAAUCUCUGUAAUCUGUGCGAUAAUAAUUUCUUCGUUGACUUGACAUAGUAGUUGGUUUUCUCUUGAUUUUUAAGCAGUAAAUCUAAGCUACCAUAUGAAUUAGAGUAAUAAUUUGACGUAGCUAAUUAAAAUAGGAAUAAAACAGUGCGUACAUGUGUUAUAACACACAAUUUGUUAUUAGUAUUUUUCAUCAUAAAUGGGAGCUCGUCUAACAGCCUUCCAUCCCCUCCUGAGAGUGCAUCUGUGACGGCGGACACGUUUGAUUGUCAGACCAUCGUUACUUUCUCUCGCGUACGUUUCGAGUCUAUUACUCAAUUUGCCGUUGUGUAAAACAUCAUCCGCAGGUCGUCGUCAAUGUUCCUAACGGUAGUGUGUGACUUGCGAAUGCUCAUAACGGUCGUGUUGUAAGAGCGGAGUCAUUGUAUGCAAGACAAGGUGUGUAGUGUUAUGUGCUCGGAUCGUGUGUUGUGAUGGUGGAGCGCGAGAGUAUGCGGCGCGGCAGCGGCGGCGGCUGCGGCUGGGGCGGCGGCGUGCUCGGCCGCUGGUCCCUGCGUAGGCUACUCCUGGAUAGUCCCUUGGUGGGCCGGAGACUAGCGCACACAGUUCUGGAGCAAACCGAGUCACGACAGACGAAACAGCAGGCCACCCCGGUCGAACAGCAGACCAAACAGACACAAACGACAGUGGAAUUUAUCGCCGAGGACGAAGAUGGAGACAUAUUAGAAUGUCCGCUAUGUUUAUCGGGCGUGGGCGGCGCGGGCGGCGCCAACGUGGUGCGGCUGGCGUGGUGCGCGCACCGCUGCUGCGAGCCCUGCCUGCGCCAGUACCUCGCCAUCGAGAUCUUCGAGGCGCGCGUGCCCGUCAACUGCCCCGUCUGCCACGAGAACAUGCACCCGCUAGAUGUGCGGAGGAUCCUGGACAACCCAGUUCUAUACGAGAAAUACGAGGAGUUCUCGGUGCGGCGCGCGCUGGCCGCGGACCCGGACACUCGGUGGUGUCCCGCGCCGGACUGCAGCUUCGCCGUCGUGGCCAGCGGCUGCGCGUCCUGCCCCAAGCUGACCUGCCUGGCGCCCGGCUGCGGCGCCUCCUUCUGCUACCACUGCAAGGCGGCCUGGCACCCCACGCAGACCUGCGACGCGGCCCGCCGCACAAGGCAACCGCCGCCCCGCGCGCCCUCCGCCAACCACGCGGACCUGGACCACGGUGAGGUGAAGCCGUGCCCUCGGUGCUCGGUGCUGAUCGUGAAGGUGGAGGACGGCUCCUGCAACCACAUGGUGUGCUGCGUGUGCGGCGCCGAGUUCUGCUGGCUCUGCAUGAAGGAGGUCUCCGACCUGCACUACCUCAGUCCGUCGGGGUGCACGUUCUGGGGCAAGAAGCCGUGGUCGCGCAAGAAGAAGCUGCUGUGGCAGCUGGGCACGCUGGCGGGCGCGCCACUCGGCAUCGCGGUAGUGGCGGGCGUGGCGCUGCCGGCCCUGCUCGUGGGGCUCCCGCUGUGGGCCGGGCGCCGCGCCCAUCGCCGCCUGCGCCGGGCCCCGCCCGCGCAGCGCCGCGCCGCCGUCGCCGCCGCCGUCGCCGCUGCGCUGGUGGUGUCCCCGCUGGUGGCGGGGCUGGCGGUGGGUAUCGGCGUGCCCAUCCUGCUGUUCUACGUGUACGGGGUGGUGCCGGUGUCGCUGUGUCGCGCGGGGGGCUGCGGGCCGCCGCCGCACCCGCGCCCGCACCGCUUCGACGAGCGCGACGAGCCCGACGCGGCCUCGCGCCGCCUCGAGCCCAGCAUCGGUGACGCUUCCCUAUCGGCGGGCUCGCAUCAAGCGAGCGAGGCGGCGCGAGCGUCAUCGCUGGCCGCGCUCGCCGGGUCCCUGGGCGGCGGCCAGACCGGCUCCAUAGGCGGCGGGCAGGGCGGCUCUCUGGGCGGCGGGCAGGAGGCGCCGCUGCGACUGGAAGUGAGUGCAGAAGUCUGCGACACCGCCAGCGCCGCCAGCUGGCCCGACGACGCGCCCUCCACCUCUGCGCGCGCCAAGCUGCGAGCGCUCUUCUUAUACGGCGCCGCCCCUCCCCCGACCCCGCCUCCGGACCCCGAGGCCGGCGUCGCGCCGCCGCCGGACCAUCCCGCGCCGAGCCCGAGCCCCGCCCCCGCCCCCGCCCCCGCGACCCUCGAGAUAAGAGACGAUUCGUAACACCCCGCCCCCCGCAGCGGAGCCCGCCCCUCGUCACGUCCAUCGAACUCCCCCCGGAGCGUUGCGCGGACGCCGAAGCCGCGCCGCGGUCGCGACCGCUCCGAUGGAUGCUUCGCGAUCGCAGUGCAGUGUUACUCUAUCCGUAAUUUGUGAUACUUUGAAUAAUAAUUACUAUUAAUGAUGAUCUAAAUUAUUUAAUUUUUCACGUUUUGUAGGCGAAAAGUGACGUAACGUUAAGCGAUAAUUAUUGCGUUAUGUGAAUUAUUAUAUAAUGUGUAAACUUAUGAUUAAAAUGUGAUUAAACCUA